CACGUGGCCCGCCCCAAUAUAAGCAGCUACCAACCUGAGACUGAGAACUCAGUGUCCAGGUCACCCACACCUGUCUGCCUCAUCGCCAUCGCUGUCCUGCAGCUCCCUUCCCCCUGAGAACCCAGCCCCCAGUGCCCCUACUCCGUGCCUGCCCCUCCCCCAGUAUCCAGCCUCCCUUGGACAGAUUCGGCCACUGUCACCGCCUCUACCUCUGCCGCCCCAACGCCACCUUCCCAGGGCCGGCAAGAUGCAGUUUGAGAUGCACGACAACGUGAAAGGCAAAGCCAUGUCCUACCCAGUGACCAGCCAGCCCCAGUGUGCCAGCAGCUGCUACCAGACCCAGCUCAGUGACUGGCACACCGGACUCACAGACUGCUGCAACGACAUGCCUGUCUGUCUGUGCGGCACUUUCGCCCCUCUGUGCCUCGCCUGCCGCAUCUCGGACGACUUCGGGGAGUGCUGCUGCGCGCCCUACCUGCCCGGAGGCCUGCACUCCCUGCGCACUGGCAUGCGGGAGCGCUACCACAUCCAGGGCUCUGUCGGGCACGACUGGGCGGCCCUCACCUUUUGUUUGCCCUGCGCCCUCUGUCAGAUGGCGCGGGAAUUGAAGAUCCGGGAGUAAGGAAGCCCCCCAUCCCUCCUCCUUUUCCACCUGUCGCGCUGGGCCUCCUCUGCCCCUCCGCCCUAUCCCGCUACCAGAAAUACACCCACAAUAAAAACCUGAAAACCAA
Molecule: messenger RNA, 731 nt
Organism: Leopardus geoffroyi (Geoffroy's cat)
Lineage: Eukaryota; Metazoa; Chordata; Mammalia; Carnivora; Felidae
Gene: CNFN
Product: cornifelin
Exons: 5
Coding region: 248-622 (124 amino acids)
Cellular component (GO): cornified envelope
Source: RefSeq, a predicted model, not a curated record